Messenger RNA from Amblyraja radiata (thorny skate), 5160 nucleotides. RefSeq names its product DEP domain-containing protein 1B. Bases 120 to 2735 code for a protein of 871 amino acids. Lineage: Eukaryota; Metazoa; Chordata; Chondrichthyes; Rajiformes; Rajidae. Gene Ontology annotation, biological process: intracellular signal transduction. The transcript has 12 exons. The record is from RefSeq and is a predicted model, not a curated record.
CGAGAUUCAAACGAGAGCAAUGGCUGGCGCUGGAAGUUUGUUCUCGGCCGCGGCUGCCGUGUCGGCAACGGGCUAGCGGUCUCAGCAUUGCAUCGCAUCCGAACACAAGCUGCAAGGUCAUGGAAAGCCGAGUUAUUUCACCCGGCCCUUACAGGGCUACGAAGCUGUGGAAUGAAUUGAUCAAGCUUUUUAGGGCUGGAAUGCCUCUGAGGAAACAUAGUGUGCGCUUGAAAAAAUACAAUAAAUGUUUUACUGCUUCAGCGGCAGUUGACUGGUUGCAUGAACUGUUGAAAAAUAACAGCAACUUUGGGCCAGAUGUCACCAGACAACAGACUCUGCAAUUGUUGAGCAAGUUUUUGAAGAACCAUGUGAUUGAGGAUGUGAAAGGAAGAUCGGGAGGGGAGAAUAUGGAUGAUAACAGUCAGUUAUAUAGAUUCCCAAUUAUAUCACCAUUGAAAGUUGUUCCUAGCCAUCGUCCAUUUUACCAAAAAAAUACAACAGGAAUGAACAACAAGAAAAAUGACUUUUGUACAUUAUCCAAGACUAAUCCCAAGGAGGUUAGAAGUCCUCAGGUAAAUACCGAGGAAUUGGAUCAGGAGGUUCCAGUGGUCACUUCUGAUGAACACUUGAUGCAUGUCAGACCAGUUACUCAAAGUGACAUUGAAGAAGCUUGGAGAGAAGUUGUUCUUAAUCACCUGCAGAAGAUAUUAGGCUUGGCUUCAUUGGAUGAUGUGUUGGAUUUCUCACAAGUCGUUGCUCAGAAUAUUGUAUGCAAUGUAUGUAACAUCAGCAAACAUGGGGUUGUUAUAUUACCAGACAAAUCGGAAGAUCUACCUCAUUGGGUCCUGUCUGCUAUGAAGUGCCUAGCAAAUUGGCCCCGUCACAAUGACCUGAAUCAGGCAACUUACCCUGGUUUUGAGCGAGAUGUAUUUAAAACGGUUGCAGAUUAUUUUCUAAAUCUUCCCGAACCGCUACUUACAUUUGAACAUUAUGAACUCUUUGUGAAUAUACUAGUUUUGUGUGGCUAUAUCAUGAUCUCCAAUAAACAACAAGGAAAGCGCAAGAUCUUGGAUGAACUUGGCUGUCCACAGCCAGCAAAAUCACAGUACCUGAACAGCCAUAAAAACUCUUUCAAAUCAACAGAGUGUCUGUUACUCAGCUUAAUUCGCAAAGACAUUUCAGAAAAACCAACACAGCAACAGAAGGAAAUCGGUAUUACUGAGCAUAAACUAUUUCGAAAUGAGCAUUACCUUCAAAAAGGAUGUGCUAGACGUCUAAACCAACAUGCAAAAACCUAUAAGGAAACUGAUAUCAAAGACCAGCUAUUAGGAGGAAGCUGUCAAAACCUAUCUCAUUUAAAAAAUGAUCACAUACAACGCUGUCCAAUCAUGUCAAGACACUACUCAGUAGGGCACAUUGCAAGUGGAGAGAAACUACACCAGCCACUGAGCCAUGUUGACCUGAAUGUGGCAAGGCAACAAAAUGAUACUGAGCCGCAUCAUAAUCAGAGCAUCCAGACCCUCAUUAGUGGUAGACCUAAAUCAGAAUCAUUGUCAAAUCUUUAUCUGGAAAGUGCGAAACAACAAAUUUCCAAUUAUACGUCCAAGUGUAACUCAGUAUUGACUUUGGCUGAAUCCAGAAAUGAACCUUGGACUAAUUAUACAAAUCAAGAAUUGCUCAAUGGAAAAUCAACCAAUUCAAUCAACCAAAAAUCAGUUCAGGGACAUGAUCAACAGAAUCAAGAUUCGCAGUUUGGAAGUUUGCAUUUUAUGAAUGCUAAUUGUCACAAAUUAAAUACAGCAAGUAACUGUAAAAUAUCCAAAGAUGUGGGCAGCUGUUUUAAUAUAAAUGCUCCAAUUGCUGAAGUUACCAUGAAACCCUAUUGUUCGCCUCAGCUAGGAUUAAGACGACCAAACACAUUUAGUUUGGCUAACACAGAGGGAACAGGACAUCUAACUUCAGAUGGAGCUAUGUUUCAGUGUUACAAAUGUACUGUGGAUGGAUCUGAGAAUCACUCUUCAAAAGGUUGCCACUCAACCUCUGCACAAAGUUUACUGCAACCACAUCUGCAGCAGGUUGCUAUAGAGGCUCUUCAAGUAUGUUGCCUCCUUUUGCCUCCACCCAAUCGUAGAAAACUGCAACUACUUAUGCGCAUGAUAUCUCGUAUUAGUCAGAAUGGUGAUAUGCCUCAGCUUCAUGAUGCAAUGGGAACAAGGAUGUUGAUGGUUCACACUUUUUCACAUUGUAUAUUACGUUCCAAGAAAGAUGAUGAUCUUAAUGAACUACUAGGUACACGGCUUGUUUCUUUUAUACUGGAUCACCAUCAAGAGAUUCUGCAAGUACCAUCUUACCUGCAAAAUGCUGUGGAAGAUCACAUCAAUCAUCUCCAAAAAGUUCAGAUUAGGUAUCCAUACACAGACAUAAAUUCUCCAGCCCCAAUGUAUUCAUUCUGCCAACAGAUAAGCAGUAAAGAAUUUGAAGAGCAAAAGGUUACUGUAUCUGAGUUUGCCAUAACUGAGCUAUUGGAAAAUAUUGUGGAAGACAAGAUAUUAUCAGUUAAAGACAAGAGGAAAAAACUUAAACAAUUCCAAAAAGAAUAUCCGGAAAUCUAUCAAGAUCACUUCCCCACCUCUGAGUGCGAGAACAAACUCUUCCAGAAUAAACCCAAGAUCAAGCCACCAUUGCUGAUUACAAUGAAGAAACAUCUUCAGAAAAGACAGAACCUCAGGAGUUGAAUAAAACAUCAGUUCAGAAUUUUAACAUUAUUUAAGUCUAUUUGCACAAUUUCUAAAUUCUGUGAGCCAACCAUAUGAAGAAGAUUUCUGUACAUAGAAAAAUCAGAUACAUUGAAAUUCUGGUCAUCGUAAAUAUCGAAGAUUUUCAGACUGUUUAAUUAUUAUUUUUUUAUUUAUGUUCCACUAUAGAUGAACUACUAGGUAUAUCUAUUUAAAACAUUUAGGGUUUCCUCCUGCAAAAUAUUUAUUCUGCAGUGUUUCAGGAUUAUUUUGAAAUAAAAAUUGUGUAUUUAAUAUAACAUCAGUCCAUCAACAUAUUACAUGCCUUUUGCCUUGUAGACAACGUCAAUCAUACAGCACAGAAACAGGCCCUUCGGCCCAAUUUUUCUGUGCCGACUGAGAUGCCCUAUUAAAACAGGCUCUGCUUGUGUUUGGCUCGUAUCCUUUUAAACCUUUCCUAUUAAUUUACUGUUGAAAUCUGUUAAAGGUUGGUAUCGUACUUGCUUCAACUACCUCCUCUGACAGAUUGUUCCACAUACCCAUCACCCUUUGUGUUCCUAUUAAAUCUUUCCACCGUCACCUUAAACCUAUGUACCAAUGUCCUUUAGUUCUUGAUUCCCCUACCCUACUUGAUUCCCCUACUAAAAGAUUAUCUGAAUCUGCCCUGUCUAUUCCCCCUGUGAUCUUAGACACCUUCCUAAGAUCACCCAUUGUCCUUCUCCACUGCAAGGACAUUCCUAGCCUGUCUGACCUCUCCCUGUAGGUCAGGCCCUCGAGCCUUGGUAACAUCCUCGUAAAUCUUCUCUGCACUCUUUCCAGCUUAUGAGCAUCCACUGAACAACGGUCAUGCUAUUCAUUAUGAAAGUUCUGACCUAGUUUGAGUUCCCAAAAUAUAAUACCUUGCAUAUAUCUGAAUUAACCAUUCCUCAACCCACUUGUCCAACUGAUCAAGAGCCUGCAGUAAUUUUUUAUAACCAUCUUCGCUAUCUAUUAUACCACCUCUUAUGUUAUCUGCAAACUUACUAAUCAUGCGUCCUACAUUUGCAUCUAAAGCGUUGGUAAGUCUGAUUAAAGCCUUGAUGAAACUGAAUGACAGAAAUGGGUAUUGUUAAAGUAUGUUGCACAAUUUUUAAUGUUUUAAAUUUGAAAUUAAUAACCUACCAAAAGUUAUAAUUAUUGUUAUAGAUAUACCAUGAGGGAAAUGUUUGACUCAUUCUAGUUGUAAUAUUGUAGUCCUUGUAUAUAACUGAUCGAAUUUAAAUGAGGAUUGCUAAAGUUAAUUAAUUUUAUCCAUUUAAAAAAAGAAAUGUUUAGCCAACUUCCUGGUAGAUUUCCAUCACUGCCUCUCUUGAUUGUUUUUGUGUGCUUUUGUUGAGUUGAGCAGAUAGUUCUAGCUUAAUAGAUGCUUAAUCAGAUUUCUCUAAUUGGAAAUUGAAUUAUCUUCAAUAGUAAUGCUUUAACCUAGAAUUAUUGUGGUAAUUCUUUCAAAACCUUAUGAUACACACUAUGAUACAAAAUGUUCUAAAUUAAAGACAACGAAAGUUGAAGACAUACUUGAGGCAUGAGUGUGCAAACAAAUGCCCGAGUAGCCAAAACCCCUAUUCCGCCUGGCAGUAGUAGGUAAAAUAGAGCAAUUUUCAUGCUGCUUCAUUUAUUCAGCUUGUGUGAUGUCACUUGUAACAUAUUGCAACCACUAUGCCAAUUUCCAAAACUUAGCUGAUGGUUGUUCACCUUGUUCUGUUUGAUAGGUACAUGUGCCUUGCAGUAAAUGUCACAACACACUAUCUCUUCCGUCCGAAAUGAGUUUAAAAACAGUGGAUUAAAUUUGUAAAGGCUGAAACGUAUAACACAAGAUAUUAACACCUCAUAGAAGGUAACUGGAAAUAGAUUGGUUACCCGUGUUAUACGAAAUAAUUUCAAUCAUUCUGAAAACAAAUCCAUAUUUUAAUCCAUACACAACUGCUUGAACGAAAUACAUUUGCAGGUCAUGGAGAGAUUGGCAAAAUGGGACUCAUUGGAUUCCUUUACAGGUAGGAAGUGGCCCAAUGAACUGGAUUCCCUCAUUCCGUGUUGUGCAUAAAGUGUUAACUAGUAAGUUUGUUUUAUUGAGUUAUCCAAACAGACAUUGACCAUGCUCAUGUAUGUUUGGGUGCAGUCAAUUAUCUUGUAUACCAUCUUCCUAGAAAGGUGUGUUAUUAUAAAAUCUUAAUGCAGAAAAGGGCCAUUCAACUCAUUACCAUAUACCAUCUCAUUUUUUAAAUGACAUUGUUUAGCAUUGCAAAUUGUUUUUUUUCCUGUAAUCCUACAUGUAUAUGUCUGAUGGUCUUUUCAAAAGUAAUGAGGGAAUUAGAUUCCACCACCUUUCAGGAAGUAUUUUCUGAGUCUUUUCUAGGUCUAUUGGAAAUAAAUUUAAAUUUCCCCCCUG